GUAGCCAUGGCUGCUGUGGCCAUCGCGCAGAAGAAUAGCCGCUACUCCAUGUCUGAGAGGAAUCUUGGACUCAUGAUGGAGAUAAUUCGCAAGGAUCCAGAAUCUUAUAAAGAAGAAUUCAUGGAGCAGUUUGAUCACUAUCUUCACACUAUGAAACUGCUUCAUUUACAACCUCAGCAGCACAGGAUGGAGCUUCAGCCGCUUCUGGAGUCUGUGACAUUUCUUUCAGGACUGGCAAAAUAUUACCCUGAACAGGCAAAAGAGUUCUCUGCCCAUUUGAUCAGUGUCCUUCGUGAGCAAGGAUCUGGUCUUGAUCCUCACGUGAGGAUGUCCUUUUGUAAAGCACUAGUAUUACUACGUAAUCAAAAUCUGAUUGAUCCUCUGGAGUUCAUGGAUAUAUUCUUCGAAUUAGUGAAAAUAGAAGACAAGCAACUUAGGAAGUUCAUUAUGUCGUCAAUUUCGUCUUUGCUCAAAAGAUUAUACCACCAGAAGAAAAAUAUGAAAUUAUUGGGAAAGAUCCAAAAUUUCUGCUUUGCUAAAUUGAAGGAUUCCCGUGCAAUUGUGGCGAGGGCAGCGCAACUCAUAUGUAUUGAUGCCUAUAGGAGAAGCUAUUGGCGAGAUGGAAAGUGUGCAAAUGUAAUAGCCGAGACGUGUUUUCACAAGAUUCCUAAAAUUCAGGUGACAGGAAUGAAAUUUUUCCUGGGUUCGAAAAAGGACGAGGACGGCGAGAGUGAAAUAAGUGACGAUGAUAGUCAGAGUGAAGAGGAAGGGAAAACUAUCAAAGAGGUAAUGAGUGCAUAUCGCCAUGCUAAAAAGACUAGGAAACGGGCAAAAGAUUUGGAAAGGUCUAAGAGAGCUAUCAACAAGAAGAGAAAAGCAAAGAAAGAGGGUAGGAGCAAGGAAUGCAAUUUGCUUGCCAUCCAAUCCCUUUAUGACCCUCAGGAAUUUGCUGAUAAGUUGUACAGAAUGCUAGAGAGUAAGAAGAUCGAUAAGUAUGAGGUGCGGCUCUUCCGAAUCGCGCUAUGCGCACGAGUAAUCGGUGUACAUCGCCUUCAUACCCUUAGCUUCUACUCGUAUCUCCACCGCUACCUUCAGCCUAAGCAGAAAGACGUCACGAGAAUUCUACUCUACGCAGCGCAAGCGUGUCACGAGCUGGUUCCACCUGACACUGUAGAACAGCUGGUUCGCACUAUUGCUAAUAACUUUGUUUCAGACAGAAAUUCUGCCGAAGCUAUUACUGUUGGAAUAAAUGCCAUCCGUGAAAUCUUCGCAAACUGUCCAUUUGCCGCUACUGAGGAGCUUCUUAGAGAUUUGGCAGAGUACAAAACGUACAAGAACAAGAACGUUUCAAUGGCUGCUCGUGCACUUAUUACUCUAUUUCGCUCUGUCAACCCGCGUCUUCUUGCUAGGAAAGACCGUGGUCGGCCAACAGAUGGUGACGAAGAAAAAGAAUUCCUGGGCUUCGCAAGACCUGCAGUUGCUGACUUCGUGCCUGGCGCAGAGGUCCUUGAAGAAGACCGAAAGGAAACAGGCGAAAUGGAGGUGGAUGAAGCUGAUGAUGAAAACGAGUCAUUAGAAAUAAGCGAUGUUGACACAGAUGAGGUCGACUCAGACGAAGAGCCUGCGGCCAAGAAGCGAGCGCUUGAGGAAAGCGAAGAUGAAGACGAAGAAAGUAGCGAUGGGUGGGAAACUGCCAGUGGUGAGGAGGAUGACAAAGAAGAAUUCAAACAAAUUCGAAUAUACCAGUUGAAGAAAAAACUCAUCGGAGAAAAACGUCUGAAAAAGCAAUUGGGAAGUGCGAGGAAGAACGAUGACGUGAAAUUGAUUGAAGAGUUAGGCGAAAGAAUGGAAAGACGCGGGGACGGUGAUGGUUUGCCACGAUUGAAGGAUAUUGAGCAGUUCCAUAAAAAGCGUAAACAGACGAAGGAAGAACGAUUAGCGAAUAUAAAGGAGGGCCACGAUGAGAACCAGAAAUUCGGUCGACCCAAGAAAACGGGCCCUCAUGUAGGGAGAACUAAUCGCGAAUUAGCCAAGAAGAAGGUAUUCAGUAUGGUAAAGGCAAAGGUUCGGGGGAAGAACCGUCAACGUUCUUUCCGAGAUCAACAGAAGAGUCUUCGUAAUUAUCUCCUCCGGCAAAGCGGUCGUAAACCCCAAUGA
Messenger RNA from Haemonchus placei, 2157 nucleotides. The record is from the annotation of a GenBank genome assembly. NCBI's taxonomy places the organism in Eukaryota, Metazoa, Nematoda, Chromadorea, Rhabditida, Trichostrongylidae.